CGGAGAUUUUCACUGUACAACUGAGAGAAAAAGUUGAUUUUUUAUAUCGAAUUUUGUAUAAUAUUUGAAAGUUUGACGCCCCCUUGCCUUAAUCUCUGGAUAAGAAGGGCUUCUGGAGUUGCAAAGUCGUGAAAAAUGGAUAAAAAAAACAAUCCAGAGGUUGAAGUGGCAUGGGCCAUAAAGGCUCACACACAUGCAGAAACAUAUUUUAAGUUGAUAUCAGCAUUUGAUUCAUCAAAGCUAAAAUUGACCAACUAUGAUGAUGACAUUUACAGACAAUUCAAGAGAUAUUUUAAAACUCUUCAGGUCAAAGUUAUAAAAGAGGAAGAAUUCAAAUCAGAGAUAGCAAAAGCACGAUGGCGGCCAUUUUGCAAUCUAUUCAAGAACAAAGUAGAAGAUUAUAAUUUUGGUACUUUAUUAAGAAUCGACUGUGACAAAGGAUAUAAUGAAGAAAAUACAAUAUUAGUGACAAGAAUCCAGUUUCUGGCUGUCGAGAUAGCACGUAAUCGUCGUCAUCUCAACAAUUUGCACAUACCAAAGCAAUCCCCAACAGAAGAUGAAAAUCAGGAAAGAUAGCAGGAAAGAUAGUUUUUUAUUUUUGUGUUUGGGUCUUUAGUAUUCCUUAUUAUUCAUCACAUCAACAAUUGGUUCAUUAGGUCACAAAUUCUUUCUUCAAGGACAAGUAAAGGUACUGUAGAUUGUUAGGAGCUAUAGUCAAAUUUUCAUCCUUGAUAAAAUUUUAUGCUCUACAGCUGAGUGAAAGUGGUUUAGUUAUGUUGCUAGAAAGAGUCAAUAUCCCUGAUCAAAUAUAGAGAGAUUAUAUCUCUUUAAGUUGGGAGAAAUAGUGAAAGAGCCAUUAGUCAUUUUACUGUAAUUAUCCUUGAUCAGGUGAUAAAUUCUCUCUUCAAAUAGGAAGAUAUCGUAAAAGAAACCUAGGCUAUGUUUUUAGUUUUGUUUAUGAUUUUGAUAUUUUUUGUUUAAGUUGAAACAGGAAGAGUUCUUUGAAAAUUCCAGAAUUGUACAGAUAUUAUCCUGAUAUUAUUAAAACCAGUAACGAUAAUUUAA
This is a messenger RNA of Actinia tenebrosa (Australian red waratah sea anemone), 1065 nucleotides long. Its product is annotated as protein PBDC1. Lineage: Eukaryota; Metazoa; Cnidaria; Anthozoa; Actiniaria; Actiniidae. The record is from RefSeq and is a predicted model, not a curated record. Gene Ontology annotation, cellular component: cytoplasm.